CCGCGUCUUUGCAGGAUACCCCCCUGCUUCCUUGCCGCUCCUCCGCCCUCCGUGUCUGGGGCUGCGGGGAGCCCGCGGGGCCCGAGGAGAUCCCUGGGCUGAGGUGGCGGCUCCGGCUCCGGCUCCAUCAUGUCUGCUGGAGGGGACUUCGGAAACCCCUUGAGGAAAUUCAAGCUGGUGUUCUUGGGGGAGCAGAGCGUUGGAAAGACGUCUUUGAUCACCAGAUUCAUGUAUGACAGUUUUGAUAACACCUACCAGGCAACAAUUGGCAUUGACUUUUUAUCAAAAACAAUGUAUUUGGAAGAUCGAACAGUACGGUUGCAAUUAUGGGACACAGCAGGUCAAGAGCGGUUCAGGAGCUUGAUCCCUAGCUACAUUCGUGACUCCACUGUGGCAGUUGUUGUUUAUGAUAUCACAAAUGUAAACUCAUUCCAGCAAACCACAAAAUGGAUUGAUGAUGUCAGAACGGAAAGGGGAAGUGAUGUCAUCAUUAUGCUAGUGGGAAAUAAAACUGAUCUUGCUGACAAGAGGCAAGUAUCUAUUGAGGAGGGAGAGAGGAAAGCCAAAGAGCUGAAUGUUAUGUUUAUUGAAACCAGUGCAAAAGCAGGAUACAAUGUAAAACAGCUUUUCCGACGUGUGGCCGCAGCCUUGCCUGGAAUGGAGAGCACACAGGACAAAAGCAGAGAAGACAUGAUUGACAUAAAACUGGAAAAGCCUCAGGAGCCACCAGUCAAUGAAGGAGGCUGUUCCUGCUAAUACCAUGUGGCUUCUUGAAUCCUUCCCCAGAACCUCACUGCUUUUGCCCCCUUAUUCUUCAUUGACUGCAGUGUGAAUAUUGGCUUGAACCUUCCCCCUUCAGUAAUAACGUAUUGCGAUUCAUCAUUGCUGGCUGUCUCGUGGAGAUGAUCUAUUAGCUUCACAAGCACACACACACACA
Gracilinanus agilis (Agile Gracile Mouse Opossum) is the source of this 937-nucleotide messenger RNA. It is a transcript of the gene RAB6A, whose product is annotated as RAB6A, member RAS oncogene family. Gene Ontology annotation, molecular function: GTP binding; GTPase activity. The record is from RefSeq and is a predicted model, not a curated record. NCBI's taxonomy places the organism in Eukaryota, Metazoa, Chordata, Mammalia, Didelphimorphia, Didelphidae. The transcript has 8 exons. The coding region runs from base 130 to 756 and encodes 208 amino acids.